AAGACUUCUUCAUAUUUAUAUAAAUAUAUAUGUUCAUAUAUAUUUAAUCUGGUUGAUUUAGUGGAUUAUGUUGGUGCGGGUCUCCAUGAGCAUUUGCCUGUUUUUGUCCUGCGCGCUGCUGGAUCUGGUGCGUUCGGCGCAGAGCCCAAUGUGUGACCUGAUUCUGGAGAUAGACAAGGAGAGAGCCAUGUGUCGAGCUCAGGUCGAGAACAACACGACAGGCUGCAACAUCACUUGGGACAAGAUCGCCUGCUGGCCCUCUGCCGACGUCGGAGAGGUGGUCACCAUCCCGUGCCCCAAGUAUCUCUUCUACUUCGCCAGCAAUGCUCUCCCUCGCAACCUGUCAAAGACCUGCACCGUGCAGGGCUGGCCCCCCAGCAGCCUGGACUCCUACAUAAUGGACUGCGGCUACAAUCCCAACAACACCGCGGAGGAGAAUUCGGGAGAUUUUUACAUCACCGUCAAAGUUGGCUACACAAUCGGUCACAGCGUUUCCCUUAUUUCUCUGAUGGUUGCCAUCACCGCACUCUGUUUCUUUCGGAAACUUCGCUGCACAAGAAACUACAUCCACAUGCAUCUGUUUGUAUCUCUCAUCCUCAAAGCCGUCACUGUCUUUAUAAAGGACGUGGUUCUGUACGAGGUCGGCGAGACGGAGAACUGCCAAGCACCGGUGGGCUGCAAGGCAGUAGUGGUCUUGUUCCAAUAUGGAGUCAUGGCAAGUUACUUCUGGCUGCUGGUGGAGGGCCUCUACCUUCACGCUCUGUUGGCAGUCUCCUUCUUCUCAGAGAGGAAGUACUUUUGGUGGUACAUUUUGAUUGGCUGGGGGGCUCCAACCAUCUUCAUCUCUGCUUGGGUGGUUACAAAAGCGUAUUUAAAUCCUCCUGGAUGCUGGGAAACAAUCGAUGACGCGUCAUGGUGGAUCAUCAAAACGCCCAUCUUAGUCGCCAUUCUUAUGAACGUUUUCCUCUUCAUUUGCAUAAUCCGGAUUCUGCGGCAGAAAAUGAACUGUCCCGACAUCGGAAGGAAGGAGUCCAACCAGUACUCGAGACUGGCUAAAUCCACCCUGUUAUUAAUCCCUCUGUUUGGGAUAAACUACAUAAUAUUUGCCUUCAUCCCUGACCACAUCCACCAGAAGGUCAGGAUGGUGUUUGAUCUGGUUCUGGGAUCAUUUCAGGGCUUCGUCGUCGCGGUGCUGUACUGCUUCCUGAACGGAGAGGUGCAGUCCGAGGUCAAGCGCAAGUGGCGCAGGUGGAUGCUGCAGCGGUUCCUCGGCGCCGACACCAAGUACCAGCAGCCGUCCAUCGGGAGCAACGGCAACAAUUUCAGCACCCAGAUCAGCCUGCUGACCAAAUGCAGCCCCACCACGCGGCGGGCUUCGGCCUGCCAGGAGCACCUUUCUGCGAUCUGACCCCCUUCUGGUUUUUAUUACCGGUUAACGAAUGUGUGACUCACACGUACUUGCUGCCAUACACUGGGUGUACAGAGGCCACGAUAAUCCUGACAUGGAUUUUCUUUCUUGUUUUUGUUGUUGUUGUUUUUGUUGUAACCUUCUAUGCUGGCGACGAAAAGCAACAGGUGCUCAGUGUUUUUGCUCGCCAGAGCACAAAGUCAUCUGACACCUUCGACAACACUUUCUCAUUAAUGAAAUGUAAAGAAGGCAUGCGCCUUUUCGUUUUUACUUUUCUUUUUUUACAGAUUAUAUAGCAUCAGCUACGAUCACAGAGAGAGAUUUCAUUGAACGUAAUCAGUGAAAGGAAGAAGGAUGUCCCUUUCUUACUUCAGAAUAAAAGCCUCAAACAUUUAAACCUAGGAACAAGACUGUACAUAACAAGAAUAAUUACAAAGAGUUCUGAACCAAAAAAGAACUGAGAUUCAAGCCGACUCCUUGCCUUUGCUUGACAAGCAACUUUAGACCUAUUCUGUAGCGGCGCUCAGAUCACCUUUUUGUCCAGACAGAAUAACUUUCUCAGAGGAAUACAACACAGAGCAUGUUUGAGCCAGCAUGUGACUCAUUACACACUAGCUGUGAAGGAGUGGAUGCAGAGGCUGAAACAAGUGGUGACAAGAAUAAUGAUCCUCUCUUGAACUUAAAAGUGGCAGAAAUCUCCUAUUCUGUGUGGAUUGAUUUGGUUGAUUUACGAGCAUUUCCAGCUCUCAUGGAAGCUGUUUUUGGCUGCUAACGCCCGAGUUUCCAGCACAGCUCACAUGCAGAUGACAUACAGAUCUACCGUCAUGCACGUUGAACACUUGACAUGCAUAAUCAGAGAGGGUCCUGUUUUCAUUACUCAUAGCAUUUUAAUAUUGCCCGCUCGUUCAUUCAUAGCUUGGAUCAUGUUUAAUGUGGUAUAAACAGGUUCUGAUCAAUCGGAAACAAGUGUCAUCGCACUUGGUUAUUUACCUGUAAAUGUCUGCCUUUGAGUAUAAUCACAUUAUAUCCCAGGUUCAGCAUGUGAAGGAGUCAUCCUGAACUCACCUUUAAGCUAACAGAGGAGCAACGUAAGCUACCCUCUGGUAAAACGUCAACGCAGAAGGAUAAGUUGAACUGGACCAAACAAUUGUAAAGGAUAAAAUCUAGUCAGUCUCAAACAGGAGCCAUCGCAGGCUAGUGGUUACAUGACUAUUAGGUGUCUGCAGUACUCUACUAACUACCCACCAAGGCGGCGAAACACCAAAUUGUCACUCUGUUCAGAAUCGGUCAAUAAUCGCACAGUGGGUAAGAAGUGUUUUGCUUCGAGUGAGAUUUAAAUGACUGACACGAGAAAGAGGAGAAACAGCUAAGUAUCACUCCAAAAGUGUGAGAGUUGGAAAAAAGGCCAAGCAAAGAAGCAAGCCUGAACUCAAUGCUUACAACAGCAACACUGGCUACGGCGUAGCAACAUGCUAACUCAGGCAGGGACACCUUCCUUGCUUGACUGCGUUCAAAAGGAACUUAAUUAUCGUUUGCUGACUGAUCGACCAAGGAGAAGCAAGAGGACAGGUUUUGUUGCAAAGGGGACAAAAUGUGUGGAGGUCGGUGAUAGGACUGAUCCGACCAGGCGUCCAUAGCACAGCUUGCGUACUGAACGUCCCUAUCCUGUCUGUGACAGUUUUAUAUGGACCAUACACUCGGCUGAAUUACUGCCGGAUAACAUUCCAGGGGAGAGAUGGAAGCUCCGGCUUGUGAAACAUUGCUCAGAUAACAGAGGCCUUUAGUUUCCUCACGAUGGACGGAGCAGAUGUGGAACAUCAGCGAAUGCUGAAGGCGUCUUCAGUUAUCUGGACUGCAUGGAUAAACUGCUCAGUUGUGGGGUUUUUUUUGUUAAUAUUCCGUACUGUUGUUACCAUUUGUUUCCACAGACAGUUGUGUAUGUUGACAUUGACAAGAUAAAUUGCCCUGUUUUUUUCUCAUCUGUUCAUUGUUUCCGAAGGAUGAAUCUUUUCAUAUAAAAAGAUGAAAAUGUUUCCCUCAUCUUCAUUAUAAUUCCAUUAAGGCUCCCUUGUGAGUUUAUUUAAUUUAGUUUUUUUCUUUUUAUUAUUUUAGGUCAGGUUUCUAAACAGCUCUUUUGCAAAGGUUUUACAAAUAGACAUCUGAAAAGUGGAAAACAUUCAUCGUGAUUGCAGCUUCAAGUCGAAUUCAGCAGAUAGAUGCCAAUUUUUCUCUCCCUAUACUAAUUUGUAAAUAACUCCAAUUAGAGUGGAUGCACAGCGUCCGUGAACUAAUGUUUUUUUUUUUUUUACGAAUUUUAAGUCGGAAAUGUUUGUAAAAAAAAAGUUUUGACUUUAAAACCCUAAACCAUGAUGUCUGCUGUGUUCGUUAUCUUCAACACUGAAAAAAGAAAACAGCUGAUCCAAUUUUUAAAAAAAAUCAUUAAGUUUACCCAACUAAAUAUGUUAGAUUCAUGAAGUUGUCAUGUUUAACAAAUGUAAAUGAAUUAGGUUUAAAUUUAAUUUGAUUAUAUGUAACAAAUUAACUCAAUUUUCUUUUUUCAUUCUCUUUUUUCAGCUUACCAGACAUCUGAACAGAACUGCCGGAUAAAUUAACUCUAUUUCCUAAGUAAAACAUUUCAAAAGGGAAUUGCAUGCUAAUUUUGAUCGUCUACAGCACAAUGGGCGUAAGCUACAUUCACGUGGUUGUAACACGGUGAGAUGUGAACAAAAAUAAAGAGGUGUGGAUGUUUUUUGUGAAGUGCCUGAGCCCAAGAAACAACUAAAACUGAAACUAUCAGAGUUGCGGAAAUGGGAGCUGCAGCGUGAAGCACUGACCUUCUGACUUAGCUCAUUUUUGCCCCAUAAAACUUUAGCAAUAGCAUGCUAACCGAUGUUAGCAUGCUGUAGGACCUGGACACUUCCUGUAGGCUAACCCAGCUACAAAUACUGAUGAGCUGCUCCACGUUUGCUCCAAACGUUUCAUCUUUAAUGUGUACAUAUCAUGUUGGGAGAAACGUGACCUUUCUCCUGCUGGCUAAGCUGGAAAACUGAGCUAACCAUGCACCUUGAACUCAACGUCACAGAGAGCUCUCGUUGUGUAUAUACUGCUCUGCUGUAAAUAUGCAAACAUAACUGUUUUACGACGCAGUUUACGAUCAUGCUUCGUACUCAGGUGUCAGCUGGAAAUCAAUGUUUACUUUAAAACUGCGUUUCCCACUUGUGCUAUUUGCAUCAUGUCUGUAAAGAUGACAACGUCUCUUUGUUUUGUUGUUAGAGGAAGUGAUUUGUUUUGUUUGUUUCUUUUUUUCUGUGGUGUAGAAUUUAAGGUUGUUACUGAACAAAUGAUGAAUAUAAACAUUUGCACUGUG
This is a messenger RNA of Poeciliopsis prolifica (blackstripe livebearer), 4775 nucleotides long. RefSeq names its product vasoactive intestinal polypeptide receptor-like. Gene Ontology annotation, biological process: adenylate cyclase-modulating G protein-coupled receptor signaling pathway; cell surface receptor signaling pathway. The coding region runs from base 68 to 1408 and encodes 446 amino acids. NCBI's taxonomy places the organism in Eukaryota, Metazoa, Chordata, Actinopteri, Cyprinodontiformes, Poeciliidae. The transcript has 13 exons. Gene Ontology annotation, cellular component: plasma membrane. Gene Ontology annotation, molecular function: G protein-coupled peptide receptor activity; peptide hormone binding; vasoactive intestinal polypeptide receptor activity. The record is from RefSeq and is a predicted model, not a curated record.